AAACCCAAAAAGUGCAGUCUUUCGUAGGAAAUUAGAUUAAAGGGAAGUUCAUCAGUUUGUUCUUCGUAUUCUCAAAGAUGGUGCAUCGACCGCAUCUGCAUGUUUUUAAAUAUCAAGCGAAACGAUGUAGAUGUAUGCUACCCUUGCUCGCUGUCACUUCUAGUCUGGCUUAUAUAUGGGUGAUCUACUGAAAGAGUUCUCAUUCAUCCAGGUAAUUCGAUGGACUGGCUAGCUGCUUCCAGUGGGAACUCCGGGGAAGCGUCUCCCAGAAGUUCAACACUUAAGAGAAAGAAAUCCGCAGUUCAAGACGCCCGGCUAUUAGUUUUAGGCCCAUCUGCGGUAGGCAAAAGUGCUGUCGUUGUUAGAUUCUUAACAAAAAGAUUUAUUGGGGAGUACGACCACUCCUCAGAAAUCAAAUAUAAGCACACAGUGGUAAUUGACCAAGAGAAUGUUGUAUUUGAAAUUCUAGACAGCUGUUCCUCCGAAAAGAUUACUGAAGAUACGUUUGAAGAACAUAUGAAAUGGGCGGAUGGAAUAGUCCUUUUGUAUGCCAUCACAAGCUUCAAAACAUUUGAACUUGUUAAAAAGUUGUCAAAAAGACUUCAAGAACACCGCAGAAGUAACUACAUGACGCCUAUGAUAUUACUUGGAAAUAAACGGGAUAUGUCUCAUGUAAGACAGGUGACUAAGAUUCAAGGUGAACAUCUAUCACACGAGCUUAACUGCCUGUUUGCCGAGGUGUCCGCCUCGGAGGACGCCACGGAAAUUGCCGAUGCAUUCCUUAAUCUUUACCGAGAAAUUCAGAACUCUAAAAGGAGAUCUAGGACUUUCUUAGAUAAGGUGUUUGGCUCACUAGGCACAAAGUCGAAAAAUUAAGGAUAUCUUUAUAUCAUAUCUACAAUUUCGCUUCAUCCCUUGACGCUUCGACUCGCCAGCAAAACAUUGAAACAGACGAGAUAACUUGUCUAUGUAAAACCUCAGGUGGAUCGAACAAGGCGCAUAAUGUGAGGACAAAAUUGGCAAAAUAUACUUACACUAUUUUACA
Lingula anatina is the source of this 1045-nucleotide messenger RNA. RefSeq names its product ras-related and estrogen-regulated growth inhibitor. NCBI's taxonomy places the organism in Eukaryota, Metazoa, Brachiopoda, Lingulata, Lingulida, Lingulidae. Gene Ontology annotation, molecular function: GTPase activity; GTP binding. The record is from RefSeq and is a predicted model, not a curated record.